AUGAAUGCUAAGGCGUUCUGGCGAGAACGCGUCAAGGCAGCAAUUGGUGCUGACCCGGCUUGCCCACGCCGGGUUGUCUCUUGCUUCGGUACCAUAGAUCCGGUGCUUUGCUUGAAGACUUCUGCAGGUUUGGACAGUGAUUUCUCCACCGCAGGUGUUUCCUAUGAAGGAGGGCUGCGCAAAGCGGCAGCUGACUACUGCCAGGCUGCCUUGCGAGUGCGGUACAUGGAUGGCAGCAAGACUAGAUUUCAAAGCUUCUGCUCCAAGGUGCCGAAGCCUUUCAUUUUGAUUGGAGCCGUAGAACACGUGAAGAAAUUGGAACGUCUCAAGGAAGCUAUGCCCAGCUCUAUGCCUGAUGUCAUUGUCCUGGACAUUUCUUUCCAAAGCGGAAAGGAUGAGGAACGCGUGGCAGAUGCAUUCACCUCGGCUUUCCCUAGCUUCCAGGUAGCUUUCCUUCGAACAUACAGUUUCGAUGCCUUUGGUUUACCAUGCUCUGGCCAACGUAUGUUACUAGCAGCCGCAGCAGCAGCCUGUUCAAAAGUGGAAGGAAUGAAUGAGUUUUGGGCGUCUUCUUUGGACGCCUGGAGCAAGCUGCCUGACUUUGGAGUCUCAAUCGAAAAGUGCCUAUUCUCUUCAGAAGAUCCCCAGCGUCUUUACGAACAGAAGCAGAGCAGAGAGGUGACGUUGAAGAGACGUGGCCCUGGCGGCUCCGAUCCAGGCGGCAAGAGAGCCAAACACGGCACAGAGAGUGUUUCGGAGACACAGCCUGCACCUGGUGCUUCAGGUCAUCCCAAAGACGAGAGAGCUGAGCUUUUCACAGGAGCUGUGUUGCACAAAUUGCUUCCAGAGGGUGCCACUACGUCGCCAAUCAAAGACACUGCCCUGCAUGAAGUUCAUGGCGCUAUUCUCGCGCACCGAUACCAACACAGUCAACACGCGAGCCGCAGCUUUCUCUUGGCGGACUCUGGUUCGAAAAAGUGGAAGGGUCACCAAGUGGUUGAGGGAAAGCUGCCAGACGUCAAGCCUUCAUCGGACGUUCUUUGCUUCAAUGGUGACGCUUGCCGUCCUUUGUGCCUGUCAGAGGUGUUGCGUUGCAAAGGCUAUAGUGGCCUGAGCUUGAACUUGCUGAGCCCGGCAGCUGCUAAAUCAGCAGUGGCCGAAGACUCCAAAAGCUUGACCUUUUCACGAUGA
Messenger RNA from Cladocopium goreaui, 1191 nucleotides. The record is from the annotation of a GenBank genome assembly. NCBI's taxonomy places the organism in Eukaryota, Dinophyceae, Suessiales, Symbiodiniaceae.